CUCAGACCUUGCCCUGCUGAGCUGCAACAACUCUGACUCUGAAGCCUCUGGACACGGCACUGACCGCUCCAGGGACCCCACACUCUGCAGCUUGUCCCUCAGCCCCAGCCGUGCCCUCGGAGCCGCAGCCAUGCGUGUAGCCGUCAUCGGGGCCGGGGUGAUCGGGCUCUCCAGCGCCCUGUGCAUCCAGGAGCAGUUCCAGAGCCUGCUGCCCUCCCUGCAGCUGGAGAUCUACGCCGACCACUUCACCCCCCACACCACCAGCGACGGGGCAGCCGGGCUGUGGCAGCCCUACGUGAGUGACCGCGGCAAGCUGCAGGAGACGCUCUGGAAUAAAGAGACGUUCGAUCACCUCCUCGGGCAGCUGCACUCCCCAGCAGCCAAGGAAAUGGGACUUUUCCUCAUUUCUGGCUACAACCUGUUCAGGGAGCCACCGCCGGAUCCAUCCUGGAAGAACGUUGUCCUGGGGUUCAGGCACUUGACACCAAAAGAACUGGAACUCUUCCCUGGUUACAGCCAUGGCUGGUUCAACACGGCGCUGAUGCUGGAGGGCAGGAGUUACCUGCCCUGGCUCACCAACAGGCUGACGCAGAGGGGAGUGAAGUUUUUCCAUAAGAAAGUUGAGUCUUUCCAGGAGCUGUUCUCCCAGGGUGUGGAUGUGGUGCUGAACUGCAGUGGGAUGCGCUCAGGGGAGCUGCAGCCCGACCCAGAGCUGCAGCCUGGCCGGGGCCAGAUCAUCAGGGUGCUGGCCCCAUGGGUGAAGCAUUUCAUCAUCACUCACGACCUCAAAUCCGGGAUCUACAACUCGCCCUACGUCAUCCCAGGGAGCGAGUUCACAGUCCUGGGAGGGGUUUACCAGCACGGAAACUGGAGUGAGGAGAACAGUGCCAAGGACCACAAAUCCAUCUGGGACAGCUGCUGCCAGCUGCUGCCAGCUCUCCAGAAGGCGAAGAUCGUCGGGGAGUGGAGCGGGCUGAGACCAGCACGGCCCUCGGUGCGCCUGGAGAGGGAGAGCAUCCGGCUGGGGAAUCGCCAGGCAGAGGUGAUUCACAACUACGGGCACGGCGGCUUUGGGCUCACCAUCCACUGGGGCUGUGCCAUGGCAGCAGCUCGGCUCUUUGGGACCAUCCUGCAGGAGAAGCAGCAGCUGGGCACCCCUCCAGGAUCCCGUCUGUGAGCUCCUGCUCCUCUGGAACGUGUGACAAAAGUGGCUUAGGAAUCACAGCAGAAGGAUGGGAACAGCACA
Messenger RNA from Melozone crissalis (California towhee), 1246 nucleotides. It is a transcript of the gene DAO, whose product is annotated as D-amino acid oxidase. The record is from RefSeq and is a predicted model, not a curated record. Gene Ontology annotation, molecular function: D-amino-acid oxidase activity; FAD binding. The coding region runs from base 131 to 1177 and encodes 348 amino acids. The transcript is spliced from 11 exons. Lineage: Eukaryota; Metazoa; Chordata; Aves; Passeriformes; Passerellidae.